GGUAUUAUUACAUUGGCGUCAGACAUCCAUUCAACACGUUUUCCAUGUGGUGGCAAUAAAACUUGCCUGAAAGAAGGUGUGAUCAAAUUGAGCAGUCUAAAUAUAAGGAGCUGCAAGAGAAGAGUCAGCCAAUGUGACUUGCAUUGAUGAUGGGAACUGUGGCAGCCAUGAGGUGGAAAUGUGUCACUUUCUAUUUUCUCACUUUGUUUGUUGUCACUGAAGUCAAGGCCAGACUGGUCAGCAACCAUGUCAGCAGUAUCUGCAGCACAUGGGGGAGAGAGCACUUUAAGACAUUCGACGGCGACGUUUACCAGUUUUCCGGCGCGUGCGAGUACAACCUUGCUUCCGACUGCCACGAGGCCAUGCAGGAGUUCUCGGUGCAUAUGAGGAGGGAGCAGAAUGAUGGGAACCCCACUGUGGCUUAUGUGGUGGUCACGAUCAACGACCUUGCUUUCCACCUCACCAAGGAAGCGGUCACGGUGAAUGGACAAACGGUCACGUUGCCAUACUAUAACAGUGGAGUUCAAGUGGAAAAUAAUGCCGUCUACAUCAAACUGCAGUCUCAAGUCGGCCUUGUGGUCAUGUGGAAUGGCGACGAUGCAGUCAUGGUUGAGGUGGAUCGUGAUUACGCGAAUCGCACUUGCGGACUCUGUGGCGAUUACAACGGCGUUCCGGUCUACAAUGAGUUGAUUUACAAUGAUCGAAUAAUCAGCCACAUUGAAUUUGGCAAUAACCAGAAGGUUCAUCACCCAAAUGAUGAUUGUGAGGACCCCUUUGAGGAGUUUGGAGAACUUGAAGAUGUUCCAGCUGUGGAUUCAUGCGAGGAGUUUAAAACAACCUGCAACCAAAUGUUGCAUUCAGAGCCUUGGAGCCCCUGCGCGCAGCUAAUUGACCCUGCGCCCUACGUGCAGGCUUGCGCGCAGGACAUGUGCGGGUGCAGCAACCGCACCAAUGACACCUGUGUCUGCAGCACCCUAUCCGAGUUCUCUCGACAGUGUUCCCAUGCUGGCGGAAUGCCUCCCAACUGGAGGACACCAGAGUUCUGUGCCAAACAAUGUCCUUACAACAUGGUCUACGAGGAGAGCGGUUCUCCUUGCAUGGACACGUGCACACACCAGGAUACCAGUUCUUUGUGUGAGGAACACCGAAUGGAUGGCUGCUUCUGCCCCACUGGCACUGUAUUUGAUGACAUUUCUAUGAGAGGGUGCAUUGAUCAAUCGGAGUGUCAGUGCAAGCAUGGAAGAAUCUAUAACUCGAGCGAGGGCUACCAACAAGACAGAGAGAUAUGUACAUGUUUUCAGGGCAGAUGGUCUUGUGAGUAUCUUCAGGGCCCGGCCACGUGCGCAGUGGAGGAGGGUUCCCAUAUAACCACCUUCGAUGGCAAAUCUUACACCUUCCACGGAGAUUGUUAUUACACACUAGCCAAGGUGGAAAGCAAGGAUGCCUCCAGUCCAAAGUUUACCAUCCAGGUGCAGUUAGUGCCUUGUAUAAACCACCAGUUUGAUACUUGUCUCAAGGCACUUAAAAUCCUGCUUAACAAUGACAGAAACAACGUGUUAACGUUCAUUUCUGAUGGGACGGUCAAGCAGAACCAGCAAACCAUCACGUUGCCGUAUCAUACAGCGGACAUCAACAUAUUCCAUGCUUCAUCUUUUCACAUCCUACUUCAUACGAGUUUUGGGUUGCAAAUUCAGAUUCAGCACGUGCCUCUUAUGCAAGUGUAUGUGCGGCUGAACGAGAGCUACAACGGAAAGACGCGUGGUUUAUGUGGCAACUACAAUCUGGUCAUGUCUGACGAAUUGAAAACCCCUCAGGGGAUUGUCGAGGGGACAGCCACCUCGUUUAGCAACACCUGGAAGUCCAACCUCAUGUGCCGAGACACGAGGGAAAGACUUGAUGACCCCUGUUCUCUGAGUGUGGAAAAUGACUUGUACGCCAAACAUUGGUGCGCCUUGCUGUUACGCCCAAAUAGCACCUUUGAACAGUGCCAUUCCUUAGUGGAUCCUGAGGCAUACUACAAGCGGUGCACUUACGCCAGCUGCAACUGCGACAAGAGUGAAGCCUGCUUGUGUGCUGUCUUCUCCUCCUAUGCCCGAGCUUGUGCAUCGAAGGGAGUCUUCUUGAUAGACUGGAGAGCCAACGUGUGUGACAAAUACACAAGGACCUGCCCACAAUCUCAGAUCUUCUCGUACAAACAUCAACGAUGCGAGCUGACCUGUCGAUCGUUGAGUUCAACAUUGCAGACUUGCAACUCUGACUUCCUGCCCGUGGAUGGUUGCUCCUGCCCCGAGGGUCAAUACCUUGAUGACCAUGCCAUCUGCAUCCCCAAAGAAAAGUGUCCCUGUUAUCACAAUGAGGCCAUCAUCCCGCCCGGGAAGUCCAUCAACAUCAAAGACGAACACUGUGUGUGCAGUAAUGGGGUGCUGCAUUGCCACUCUUGGAGAGCCCGCUCAUCAGUAUGUCCUCCACACAAAGUGUACUUCAACUGCUCCAGUCCUGGCUCAGGACAACUUGGAGUCCAGUGUGCACCAACUUGUUUAAAUCUGGACAGCGAUGAUUGUGACUCCAACGAUUGUGAAUCGGGCUGUCAGUGUCCAGAUGGGCUUUUUGACGAUGGCAGAGGUUUCUGUGUAGAAAAGUCACAAUGUCCAUGUAAACAUGAUGGAAAAUUCUAUGCUGCCGGAACUCAAAUUCCAAAUCAGUGCAACACAUGUAUGUGCAGAAGUGGAAAAUGGGAGUGCACAGAAGAAAAAUGCCCUGGAACCUGCAUUAUUUAUGGAAGUGGUCAUUAUAACACAUUUGAUCAGCGGACGUAUGGCUUUCAAGGUCUCUGCAGCUAUGUUGCAGUCAAGAACAAAUGUGGCAAUAAAACAGCACAGGACAACAUUGGAGUUAUCACAGAGAAUGUCCCAUGCGGCUCUACAGGCACCACAUGCUCGAAAACUGUCCGAAUCCAGUUGGGGCGAAUGGAAAUCAAACUAUUCAAAGGAAAGUAUGAAGAGGUCGACCUGGGACAAGGAAACCAAAUCAAGUACACGAUUAGGACGGUGGGCAUGUAUGUGGUGGUCGAAUCUGUCAUUGGCAUGGCAGUGAUGUGGGAUCGCAAAACAACUGUUCGCAUCCUUUUAGAACCUCAGCACAGUGGAGAAGUAUGCGGCCUGUGUGGAGAUUUUGAUGGCAAUGAACAAAACGACUUCACCAUUCAGGGUCAGCUGCAAGUGACAAAUGUGUUAGAAUUUGCAAACAGCUGGAAAACCAGCAGCAAUUGCCCAAAUGUGGAAACACACGUUGACCCGUGUACGGCAAAACCUUCUCGUCACCACUGGUCGAAAAUGAUGUGCGGCAUUAUAACUGGAAAAACCUUCCAAGCAUGCCACAAUACGGUGGAUCCGCUUCCGUUUUAUGAAAACUGUGUGAAAGACUCAUGUGCCUGUGACACUGGAGGCGACUGUGAAUGUUUCUGCACAGCAGUUGCAGCCUAUGCUCAAGCUUGUAAUGAGGCUGGUGUAUGUGUUGCAUGGAGAACACCAGACAUCUGCCCUGUCUACUGUGAUUACUAUAACAACCCAGAUGAAUGCCGGUGGCACUACAACCCAUGUCAUCAACCUUGCUACAAGACCUGCUUGAAUGUUGAGGGAAUUUGUAGCAACCCCUUACCCAACCUGGAGGGUUGUUAUCCUGUGUGUCCAGAAGAUAAGCCCAUAUUUGAUGAAGAUCACCAGAUAUGUGUUGAAGAAUGUGAAGGCUGCUUUUACAAUGGAACAAGAUAUGAGGAAAAUGAAGUUAUUUACAAUGUGACUGACAACCUUGGAAUGUGCUACUAUGCCAUAUGUGUAAAUAGAACAGUAAUAUUUGAAAAUGAAACCUGUGCUACGACAACACCCCCUCCACCAACAACUCCUGUAACUGAAGGGCCGACCACUACCACUGAAGAAGUAACCAGAACAACAAGGUCCACGACUACUUUAUCAACAGAAUCUCCGACUGCAACUGAAGGAAAAACUACGACCACAAAAUCAACAUCAGUACCUCCUUUAAGUUCAACAACAGUUGAGGAAGCUGUAACCAUACAGACUACCACCCCAGCAACUGGCCCUGUUGUGACUGCAAGUACGACAACUAUAACAAAAUCUACAACAACCACAAUAGGACCCACCACGACAACUGAAGGUCCAACAACAACCAUACCCUCGGGACCCACUACCACAACAGAAGGUCCAACUACCACAACUAAAUCUACAACCACAUCCGCAGGACCAAGCACCACAACUGAAGGUCCAACUACCACAACUAAAUCUACAACCACAUCUGCAGGACCAAGCACCACAACUGAAGGUCCAACAACAACCACACCCUCGGGACCCAGUACCACAACAGAAGGUCCAACAACCACAACUAAAUCUACAACCACAUCGGCAGGACCAAGCACCACAACUGAAAGUCCAACUACGACAACUAAAUCUACAACCACAUCCGCCGGACCAAGCACCACAACUGAAGGUCCAACAACAACCACACCCUCGGGACCCAGUACCACAACAGAAGGUCCAACUACCACAACUAAAUCUACAACCACAUCAGCAGGACCAAGCACCACAACAGAAGGUCCAACUACCACAACUAAAUCUACAACCACAUCAGCAGGACCAAGCACCACAACAGAAGGUCCAACUACCACAACUAAAUCUACAACCACAUCAGCAGGACCAAGCACCACAACAGAAGGUCCAACUACCACAACUAAAUCUACAACCACAUCAGCAGGACCAAGCACCACAACAGAAGGUCCAACUACCACAACUAAAUCUACAACCACAUCAGCAGGACCAAGCACCACAACAGAAGGUCCAACUACCACAACUAAAUCUACAACCACAUCGGCAGAACCAAGCACCACAACUGAAGGUCCAACUACCACAACUAAAUCUACAACCACAUCGGCAGGACCAAGCACCACAACUGAAGGUCCAACGACAACCACACCCUCGGGACCCAGUACCACAACAGAAGGUCCAACUACCACAACUAAAUCUACAACCACAUCCGCAGGACCAAGCACCACAACUGAAGGUCCAACAACUACAAUGAGUUCUACAUCCACAUCCGCAAGACCCACUACCACAACAGAAGGACCAAGCACCAUCACGACAACUCCAGGCCACACGACACAGUGCUUCUGUGUUGUAAAUGGCACACACUACAAUCCAGGUGAAAUCAUUUAUGACAUGAAACACAUUGGAUCAGGAGUUUGUCUCACAAUGAUUUGUUCUGAUAUUUGUGAGAUUCACAACAAGACUGAACCUUGCUCGACCACACCCGGGCCAAAACCUACCCCCACUGUUCCUUGGUGCCCUGAAUGGGAUGUGGUGCAAAAUGAGACCUUCUUGUUGUGUAACUGCACUAUGGCGAGAUGCAUCGAGAACAACACGAUUGAAAUUAUUCCAUACCAGUGUCCACCCUUAAAGAACAUCACCUGCGCCAAUGGAAAGAAUCCUGUUCUUGUUUAUGAUGAGAACUACUGCUGCCAACACUAUGUUUGUGACUGUGAAUGUAAAGGCUGGGGAGAUCCCCAUUACGUCACAUUUGAUGGCCUUUACUACAGCUAUCAAGGAAACUGUACCUACGUUCUCAUGGAGGAGAUUACACCAAAGUACAACUUAAAAAUUUAUGUUGACAACGUCUACUGUGAUGCCACUCAACAUGUUUCCUGCCCGAGGUCAUUAAUUAUAUCGUACAAAUCGGACGUAAUUGUACUCAAGAGCCAAAAUCUCAUUGGAGCCUCAGAACUGGAGGCCUUCAAAGAUGAAAAGCGUUUGAGACUUCCCUAUUUACAACAAGGCAUUAAGAUCUUCAAUUCUGGCAUUGACUUGGUUGUCGAGAUUGUGCCCAUAGAAGUGAUUAUUACCUUUGGAUUAAGUGACUUCACUGUCAACCUGCCCUCUAAGUACUUUGACAGCAACACACAGGGCCAGUGUGGCAAAUGCAACAACAACCAGGCAGAUGACUGCAUGGUGCCCGGAGGCCAGAUUGUGCAGAGCUGCAGUGUGAUGGCAGAGUUUUGGCCUGCCCUAGACAUUUACCAACCAAACUGCCAGAUUCCAUCUGUGAUCCCGACCGACCAACCUCUACCCCCACCUACACUAACUCCAUGCAAGCCAGACUCUGAAUGUGAUCUGCUCUUGAGCAGUGUCUUUGAAAAGUGCCACCCCUUUGUAAAUCCCAAUGAUUACUAUCAGGGAUGUGUUUUUGACAACUGCCACGUCUCCAACCCAGCAGUAGAAUGCACAAGUUUGGACAUGUAUGCCGACGCCUGUGCUCAGGCUGGAGUUUGUUUGCACUGGAGGAAUCAUACCACACACUGUGAAAGUGAUUGCCCUCCCGACAAAGUCUACAAACCAUGUGGUCCUGUAGAGCAACCGACCUGUGAAGACAGUCCCAAUGAACAGAGGCUGGACUACAUAACUGAAGGCUGCUUUUGUCCUGAUGGAAUGAUGCUAUUCAACAAAGAGUCUGGCAUAUGUGUUGAGAAGUGCGGGUGUAUUGACCCUGAGGGUAUUCCUCGUGAGUUUAAUGAAAGGUUUGAGUACAACUGCCAAAACUGCAUCUGCGAGGAGACCAGCAAGACCAUCACAUGCCAACCAAAGGUUUGCCCACCAUCGCCUGUUGUCAACUGCACCCUUCCAGGCUUCGUCCUCGUCAACCAAACCAACCCAGCGGACCCGUGCUGCUCUGUCCUAUCUUGCCGAUGUCAAAGCAAUACGUGUCCACACAUCGACAUGGUGUGUCCAAUUGGAUUUACUGUAGUUGUCAGUGUGCCAGAGGGGAAAUGCUGUCCAGAACACACAUGUGAGCCGAAAAAUGUUUGUGUCCACAAAAAUGCUGAAUAUCAGCCUGGUGAGUCAGUUCCUGUGGUUCCAUGUCAGGACUGUAUCUGUACCAACCUGGUGGACCCAAAAACUGGUUUAUUACAAGUAAAUUGCGAGCUUCAGCAAUGCCAGCGACUAUGUGACCAGGGUUAUCGAUAUGCCGAACCCAAGACAAAUGAAUGCUGUGGAAGGUGUGUACAGACACACUGCAUCUUCAACGUUAGUGGGAGUGAGCAGGUGCUCAGGCAAGGUGAUACAUGGUCCCCACCGGACAAUAAGUGUGAGCAUUACACAUGCGUGAGGAACGCUGAGACUUUAACAGCCAUCGGCACACGAAUUGUGUGUCCGCCAUUCGAGCAAAGCAACUGCCAACCUGACACCAUUCAAACUGCAGCAAAUGGAUGUUGUCAAGUUUGUGUGGAGCAGGAGAAGGCUUGUAAGCCAGUGCAGAAUAGAAUGCACAUCACGCACAAGAACUGCCAAUCCAUGGAGGAGGUAGAUAUUCCAUAUUGUGAAGGAUCUUGCAACACUUACACCAGGUACUCAGAGGAGACAUCCACCCUGCAGCCAACCUGCUCCUGUUGUAAGGGGUUCCGUUCUAGCAAUCGCACGGUUGACUUGUUGUGUCUCAAUGGAGACAUUGUUCCCUUCACCUACAUCCACAUGGACGAGUGUAGAUGCGCCCUCAGCGACUGCACCCAAACUGUGGCAGCUCCAGCCAGAAGGAGGAGAAGUUUUACCCACUUCUAACUUCCAAGUCAACUGUGCCAAUCACUCAACAAGUAAAAUUAGUACACUUGUACAGGUAUCGACAUUCAAAAUCAAAUAAAAGUACAGCAUCUUGUGUCU
Hippocampus comes (tiger tail seahorse) is the source of this 7715-nucleotide messenger RNA. Its product is annotated as mucin-2-like. Bases 147 to 7616 code for a protein of 2489 amino acids. Gene Ontology annotation, molecular function: protein binding. The record is from RefSeq and is a predicted model, not a curated record. The transcript has 46 exons. NCBI's taxonomy places the organism in Eukaryota, Metazoa, Chordata, Actinopteri, Syngnathiformes, Syngnathidae.